Etheostoma cragini (Arkansas darter) is the source of this 5089-nucleotide messenger RNA. RefSeq names its product intermediate filament family orphan 2b (gene iffo2b). The coding region runs from base 594 to 2087 and encodes 497 amino acids. The record is from RefSeq and is a predicted model, not a curated record. NCBI's taxonomy places the organism in Eukaryota, Metazoa, Chordata, Actinopteri, Perciformes, Percidae. The transcript is spliced from 9 exons.
AGUUUAGCACUUUGCAACAUGAUCCGCGCACACCACGGAGAGGCCGGGCUCUGCGGUCCUUCAUCCUACCUUCCCAGCGCACCACAUGGAGACUGGAUAGAGCCACGGUGAACGGGGAAUGACAAAGAAAAGAAGGUGGACCAUCUUCCUCUGGCGGCUGGCUAUAUGAACCCGCUCAGCAUCAGCAGCGAUCUGACCCAGCAGGGGCAAACACAGAGAUGAGGGUGACGGGAAGUAAUGCUACCAGUGCUUAUUGCGGUCUGCGUCAAACCUCUCGCUGCUUCAGAAGAUAAUGCCCUCGGUGCCAUUUAAAGGACUUUGUGGGUUUAUUAUUUGCUUGUUUCAGGGGUCCAUGUCAGUAGCCUAUCUCGUGGGCAAAAGUCCAGCAGGGACAGUGAUGGUCACCCCGUCUCCAGCCUCUCAGUCACUCUCAGCCUCUGCACUGUAAGGAGAAGCUCGUCCUGCCUGGGGAAGUGGGCUUGGGAAGGAAUAUGCACAGAUAGAAAAAACAAUUGUUGGUGUUGUUGUUGUUGUUGUUGCUGCAUACAAACCAGACCGAGCCUUAAUUGGAUUACCGGGUGUUGGUAACCAACAUGAACUCCUUGUUUUUCUCCGACAAUCCGCCCGGGCCGAUCUGCAACGUCCCCACCGGGUCGGGCGCGGUGACCAGCGCACUGCGAAAUGACCUGGGCUCCAACAUCCAUGUGCUGAAAACCCUCAACCUGCGGUUCCGCUGUUUCCUUGCCAAAGUCCACGAACUGGAGAGGAGAAACAAACUCCUGGAGAGCCAGCUGCAGCAAGCUCUGCUGAGAACGCAGUACCGCCACCUUUACGCCCGUGAUGUUGCCGUGCAGACGGACGGCCCCGAUUCCCGAUUGCCGGGCACCAUCUGGAGUUUCACCCACGUCCGGAGGCAAGGGGAGCGCUUGGAGACCCUGCGCGGGCCCGGGUUAUCGUGGUCGCAUCCGGAUGGAGUUGGGGUCCAAAUAGACACCAUUACCCCAGAACUGAGGGCUCUUUAUAACGUGUUGGCCAAAGUCAAACGGGAGAGGGACGAGUAUAGGAAAAAAUGGGAGGAGGAGCUGUCAAAGCGAGAGCAGCUGGAGUCCACGGUGGAAACAAUGCAGCAGAGCGCCCAGGAGUCAACCGAGGUCCAGGACGAGCUGAGCGAGAAGGUGGACAGACUGAAGGCUGAACUUGUGGUCUUCAAGAGUCUUAUGACUGAUAGACGGCAAAUGUCUGACCUGGAUAGCCAGAUCCAAGAGAAAGCCAGGCGGGUGGACAUGGACAUCUGCAGGCGAAUCGACAUCACGGCCAAACUGUGCGACGUGGCUCAGCAACGCAACUCCGAGGACAUGUCGAAGAUGUUCAACGUCAGUCCGGCCCGGUCGCUCCCAGAGAGGGGCGCUAUGGCCUGCUGUAGGAAAAAAGAGCGCAAAGCCAUUUCUGAUGAAGAGAGUUCAGAGAUGGAUGCUGAGCCCAGCCCUUCAGAGGAUGACGCCCCCGGGUCGCUCAACAUCACGGACGAAAUGAAACGCAUGCUCAACCAGCUACAUUGUUCAGAUAACUCCUUUGUUGCCAGGCGCGAGACGUUUGAAAUUGAUGACGACUGCGACAGUUUGACGUGGGAGGAAAACGAGGAGACUCUGUUGCUCUGGGAGGACUUCACAAACUACAACAUGCCGUGCAACAUCACUGCAACGCCCAGCACAACCGCCGGCCCUGCGGAUGGCAACGGUGAAGCCCCUGAUCCAGACUCCCAGGAUGGAAGUCUUGGCAGCCUCAUUGAUGAGACGGAGUCACUAUUUAAGACCAGAGAGCAGGAGUACCAGGAGACCAUCGGCCAGAUCGAGUUGGAAUUGGCCACAGCAAAGAGUGACAUGAACCGACACCUGCAUGAGUAUAUGGAGAUGUGCAGCAUGAAGCGAGGCCUGGACGUGCAGAUGGAGACCUGUCGGAGAAUGAUUAAAGGCGGCAGGAACUCUCCCUCUGUCAGCUCUGUGGCCAGCAGCGACUCAGGGAACACAGACGAGAUCCAGGAUGAGAUAUCGGACAAGGACGCAGAGGCUGAAGUCCCUGUUAGUUGAUGGCUGCGUAGCCAGGCGCUGUCCUCUCUCUUCCUGAACUCCCCUCGUUGUCACAGGGGUCAAAUGUGUAUAGAGGUCCAACCUGCUAGAAAGGUGUAGCAACCUAAAUCUGGGCCUGUUUGACCUGUUAAAGUUCUGAUGGUCGUGCAAACUGAUGCAGGCCCAGAACUGAACUGGUGCUUUUAUACAAUAUCUGUUGUUUAAGAAGUGGUGGGGGCCUCUUUGCUUCACAAAGAGAACAGGUGCAAAUAGAGUUUGAGCUGUGCUAUCUUCCUCACUGCUGCCUCGCUGGAUCCUAUUCCAGAGCUUAGCAUCAUUUUAGGGGAGAGAAAAAAAUUCUCAAAUAUUUUAAACGGGCUGAGAAGUAUUUUGUACAAAUUCUUACCUUAUAUUGUCCCUUUAUUCUAAAGGAAUUGAAAAUAGUACAUAUUGUGCUCCUCCAGAUAGCUUUCACAAAUUAUACAUCCAUCUUUACAGAUAUUUUGUAAUGUUUCAAUUUAGAUUAAAAAAUGUCUGUGCAUCUGAGUUGGAACACUAUUUAGUUGUUGUUUGCAGUCCAAAUUCAGCUGUUGAGGGGUUUAAGUGUCUUCUGCCAAGGAGACAAAACAAGGAGUGGAGACAAAUGUUGUUAGUCCUGGUGGUUUCUGAGGGAACUCUGCAGAGUUGCCAACGUUGACAGAGGAAAGGAGCACAGCCUUUUGAUGCAUCAGUGCACUACUCAAGUUCUAUGCAAUUUAGCUGGCCUUAUUUUUGGACUGGCUUUCACCCUUCAUUGUUUCUCUUCAAUCCAAUACAAUUAGCCUUUUAAGCAAAGCAGGUGUUUUCUAUGUAUCUCUUUUUGUGUGUGUGUGUGUUUGAACCUGAAAUAAUUUUAGUAUAGAACAUUUGUUUUUUUUCAUGGACACCAACACUAAAAACUGGAACAGUGCCCCCGCAACAAGGGACUAUUAUCUUCAUUCACGACUAUAAUGUCAACAUCGGCCAGAUGCUACUGAAACAGGCAGUGCAUUGUUGUGGUUCUGGUGUACCUUAAUGAGGAAACAUUGUUUUUGUCUUGUGCAGUUUACUUUGUGAACACCAAGACAUUUUAAAUGGCGAAAAUCCAAUCGUUUUUUAUAAAAUAAAUCACUUUAAAAUUAUCAAAGCCAAACAAUGCCCUCCAAUGUCUUAAGCAAAACCAAAGGACACCUUUUGAAAAGCUUCCUUUUUCACAUACUCUUCAUAGGUGAAAUUCUUUCUUUGUUCAAGUGUAAUUUCAUUAAGAGCUGUCACCUGCUGCCCUGCAGGGGACUCUGUUCCAGACGGGUUGCCCAUCCUGCUUUGUCUCUUGUGAAUCGGGGCUUAAAGUGUCAGACUGUACAUAGAGGGCUGCAGGCAUGUGAUCGUAUACCCCAGAGGCCUUUUUAUUCAUAUUAAGUCUCUUCGCAACAGAUUGAGAGGUCUCAAAAAUUUCACUUUUCAGUGCUCUUGCCGGAUUAUCGUAGCAACCGAUUGAAGCAUGGGGACAGGAGUGAUCUUUUUAUCAUCUCUUUGUAAUAUAUUGUAAGAACGGUUAGCUGGAUCAAAGAUUAAGUGCUACUUCUUUAUUGAAGUUUUACAUAAGCAGAAUGUUAAAAUGCAGGCCUUUUGUUAUUGCAGCAUGUUUGUGUGGAGAAAGUGAACUGAAUUUCUUUUUAUAUAGAAUCCAUUUUUUUUUUUUUUUUUUACUAAAGACUGUGUCCUAAUCCAAAAUUAAUUGUAUUUGUGACAAAAAAAUGUAUUUUUCACUGUUUUCUAAUCAUUCUAUGUUAAAGUGUGUUAUUGUUGCCAUAUUCUGCUUUUAAUAAUUUUAACUAUUAAUCUUGUCCCUGACAUUUUGGUCACUUAUUGACCAUAUCAGAUCACCCCUUAAAAAAAACGAAUUGACUAUGUAAGAAAAGAGGAAGGAACAGUCUUCCUCACAGAGAUCUCUCAUAUGCUUUUAUGUUUUAUUGUUUGUGACAUCAGCCUGAUAAGUAACAAAGAGCCAUUCUUCUAUUGGUUCUAUACUUUGUAUCGACAUCAAAUGCUUUAUUUAUUGAGUAAAUGACAGUAACAUCCAGAAACAGCAGGCCAAACAUCACAGUUCCCGUUUCCUUGUUUAGAUUGAAGCCAACAUCACACCACCAUCAUCACACUAACCAGCUAAGUAGAGCAGAGUGUACAGUAACAUGACAUUGAUGUAAAUCAAUCUACAAAUACUACCAACUCCUGAAAAUCUGUUUGUCCAUGUUACCACAAUCACCAUCACACAGGUUUUUAGUUAGCAGAAAUGUACCAGAUUUUUUCAAAGUGUAUUAUCUAUAUUUUGUUCGACAUCCAGUUGAUAAAACCGGAGCAACCCUCCUUAAUGAAUGUAGCUUAAUUGGAGGCAUCCUCUAAAGACCUUACAGGUAAAAGCUGAGCAAAACAAUGUAGCCGUUUAAAAUCCAGGGAUAUAUGGUGUGCUGUUAUUGGAGACCUUGGUAUGUAUUGCUUUACUAAACGGGUUCUUACCUGAACAACUUACAGUAUGUGACUGAGAUGUAUGUAAAUUAGGUCUGUCUGGAUGUGAGCGUUUCAUACUUAAAGGGUUUGAUAUAAUUGGUUUUUAUCAGUGUGGUGCUGGGAUUAUAUGGUUGUGUUAACUGUUGUGUCAGUAUACAGUUUUAGACUCACGGUCAUCAACAUACCUGUCUGUUGUUAAAUGUCAUUUUUUCUUAUAUUUAAUUUCAUGAACAUGACAUGGAGAUAAAAGGUGCAGCAAUACUGAUACUGGUCUUAUUCUUUCAUUUGCAUCCCAGGAAGCGACUUGUUGGUUUUAUUUUAAGUGGUUGAUUUGUCUUCUUUAAUUGAACUGCUUUUCUCUCUUAGAUUUGUUAUUUUGUUUAAACUAUUGAUACAAUAUAUUCAUGUGGGUCUGGGGCAGAUUGGUUCAAUAUUAUGAAUGUACUCAUAUUGGAUAUUGGGGGAAAAUGAAAUAAAAAGGUGAAUUGGAUAAAAAA